UUGCUUCAUUUUAUAGAAGAGAAGCAGUUAAGUGAGUCACUUAUUACUCAGAAGUCAGAAGGGAGUUGGAGCAAAAGUCUUGUGAUUCUACUUUUCCAAGCCACCUUCCAUUACUGCACACAUCUAGUCCCAACUGUCCCCUCUGCCCCAAAGUCCACUCUUGUCUCUUUAACUGGAAUAAAGAUAGCUAGUAAUAUUUAUAACACGUAGGGCUUUGUGUUAUUCCUUUGUAAAAGGAUCGAAAAUUUAUAAGAUGGCAUGUUCAGAGGACCCCAGAUUUAGAACUGGAAGGAACCUUAAAGAUCAGCGAGUUCAAUCUCUUCUUUUUUCAGAUGAGGAAACUGAGACCCGUGACUUACCUACGGUCACACAGGGAGUAAGCAACACAGAACCUUUAGGGACUUUUCCAGCUCGAAAUCCCCAUGGCUUUUUUUUUUUUUAUUAAUAACUUUUAUUGAUUUCUUUUGUGUUAACAUCAAUACUUACAACUUUGAACUAGCUACUGUAUUAAAGCCUUCUAAUCACAAGAGACCUCCAAGUUGACACCAACAACGGGAACACUAGUUCUGGGCCUGAACAAAAUCUCUGAUCGGCGACUGAAUCUGCAAGUUUUGGAUUGGUCCUGCUCAGCAAUUGCAGCUCUGGGAUAGACGUUUUUACCACCAGGAUCCGGGAAGGCACUUUGGGAGGCAAAUUGUGUAAAAUUCUAGUAAAAUGUCGCUGUCCAAGUUCCGAGGAGUGGGCGCAGGAGGCACCCUCUUGGACUCAGCGUGGAUCAAAUAGCCCACUGAUCGGAACCUUGAUUCUCCUUUAGGACUCUGGAGCCUCAGCUUUGAGGAGACUUAAAAAACAACCCAAGCCCUACAGAAACGUCAUUGUUGGAAAGAAAUUCGCAAGACUGAAAGAUGCAAUUAAAGGUGAUCUUUAAAGUACCUCAGUUUCUUCUUGAAAAGAGUUAAGUCCAUAUACCCCAAAUACAGAGGUGCCUUGGAAUGACUUUGUAUAUGACAUCGGCUCAAGUCAUUCAUCAGAUUGAAGAGGAAUUAGAUGAAGAUGAAAAGGAUGUGAUUCUCUUCCUGUGUCGUGAUCUUGCCCCAGACUUGGUCACAAAGUUGGACUUGCGGGAUCUCCUGUGCACCUUGAAUGAGAAGGGCAAGUUAUCUUCUGCUGGUUUGGCAGAGUUGCUGUACAGAGUAAGGAGGUUUGACUUGCUAAAGAAGAUAAUGAAAACGGACAAAGCCUCGGUGGAAGCCAGCCUGGUCAAAUACCCGCAACUGGUUUCUGACUAUAGGGUGCUGAUGACGCAACUUAGUGAAGAUAUGGACAAAUCGGAAGUGACUUCUUUCAGUUUUCUCCUAAGAGAUUAUAUGGGAGGAGGGAAAUCACACAAAAACAAGAGUUUCUUAGAUGUUGUCAUCAACUUAGAGAAAGUAAAUUUGAUUGCUCCUGACAAGUUAGAUUUACUGGAAAAAUGUCUGAAGAACAUUCACAGGAUAGACCUGAAGAAAAAAAUUCAGAAAUAUAAGCAGUCAGCUUUGGGAGCAAAUUAUGUGAGUGGAAUCCAGACUCCCCUGUUAAGUGCAGGCCUGAUGGACAAGUUGGGGCUCAAGAAUGGGAUGAUUAAAGAAGAAAGACCUAUCUUUGGACAGAAUGGAAUUUCAAAACCGAUUAAAACAUCCAUUCAGGAAUCUGAAAAAUCCUUGCCUCAGAUGGCUUGUGACAUAUACAAGCUACAGAGUCAACCAGUGGGGCUCUGCUUAAUAAUUGAUUGCGUCGGCAAUGAUGCAGAUCCACUUAAAGAGACAUUUACUUCCCUGGGCUUCGAAGUUCAGUGUUUCAAUCACUUGAGCAUGCAACAAAUAGACAACGUUCUCCAUCAAACUGCACGCCUUUCCAAGCACCAAGACUAUGACAUCUUUGUGUGUAUUGUGAUCAGCCGUGGGGACUCGGAGAGCAUCUUUGGAAUCAGUCAGCCUAAUUUCAGACUCCCUCUGCAUCAGAUAAAGAAGUUUUUCACGGGGGAUGCUUGUCCUUUGCUCUUGGGGAAACCCAAACUCUUUUUUAUUCAGAACUAUGUGGUACCCAAAGACCACAGGGAGGCAAAUAGUCUCUUAGAGGUGGAUGGUGGAGAUGGCAAAGUGUCUUAUCAUGCAUGGGGACCCAGAAGCUCCAGUCUUCAUCAAGAAGCCGACAUCUUUUGGAGUAUGUGCAAGGUGAAUGUUUCUGUGCUGGAGGAGGCUCCCGGUUCACCAUCCUUCUACCUGCAUUGCCUGUCACAGCUCCUAUGUCAACCUAAGGAGAAAAGAUCCUCCCUCUUGACUCUCCACAUCGAUCUCAACAACAAAAUCUAUGACUGGAACAGCAGAGUGGCUCCUGAACAGCAGUACUCCAUUGUGAUAGAGCAUACUCUGAGGAAGAAAAUUAUUUUUUCCUUUAGAAGAAAGAAAGAAAAAAAGGACUCGCAUGAACAGUUUUGAGAUGGGACCUCAUUUCUCUUGAAUAAUUUUCUUCAGUGGCAAAUGUAUGUGUGUAUGUUGGUGUGGUUGCUGUGGGAUGAGUAAGUGCUUGGGGAAGUGCUAUGUUGAAAUAAUGGAAAUGGGGUCUUUGAAGACUGAGUGGUAUUUUAUCAUAUGAGACCAGAUGGAAGAACCAAAGAAUAAGUAAUAGGGUCUCUUUUAGUGUUUUUUUCCCUGUUCGGUUCCUUAGGUGCUUUAUUUUCUUGAGAGGUGUAACAGGAGAAAACUCACAUUUCAUACAUCAGUCUUCAGAGCUGGAGGGGUUUCUAGUUAGCAUUCAGGUCCAUUAAACAAAUUUGGUCUAUAAAUGACAGGUCUGGUUUCUCAGACAGAGCUAGAUUCAAAUAAUGGAGUAAAGUUUUCUCACAGUACCAAAUUUGGAUUUAAUGGAAGGGGGGCGGGGAAUUCUGUAACAAUUAUCAUUACUUCCAAAUAGAAAGUGGGAAAGAAUGCAUUCCCCCUCACAGAUGGUCUUCGAGUAAUGGCUUGGGUAUAUUGUGGAGGGAUUCAUUUUCAUUUGUGAGUUGUACUAAUGGCCUCUAAAGUCCCUUUGUCAACUGACAUUCUGUGACACUCUAUGAUAGCUUCCAAACUUGGUUCACCCUUUUUAUACAAGGUAUAUAUAUGCUAAGUGACAUUACAUUAAUGAAUCUUGGAUACAGAAAAUUCAUUUAUUAUCUUUUUUAAAAAAAUGUAUUUUAUGUUCUAGGAUGAACAGCUGUAAAUGACUUUG
Messenger RNA from Sarcophilus harrisii (Tasmanian devil), 3249 nucleotides. It is a transcript of the gene CFLAR, whose product is annotated as CASP8 and FADD like apoptosis regulator. NCBI's taxonomy places the organism in Eukaryota, Metazoa, Chordata, Mammalia, Dasyuromorphia, Dasyuridae. Gene Ontology annotation, molecular function: protein binding; cysteine-type endopeptidase activity. The coding region runs from base 993 to 2477 and encodes 494 amino acids. Gene Ontology annotation, biological process: negative regulation of extrinsic apoptotic signaling pathway via death domain receptors; proteolysis. The record is from RefSeq and is a predicted model, not a curated record. The transcript is spliced from 10 exons.